Molecule: messenger RNA, 1524 nt
Organism: Nematolebias whitei (Rio pearlfish)
Lineage: Eukaryota; Metazoa; Chordata; Actinopteri; Cyprinodontiformes; Rivulidae
Gene: stk25b
Product: serine/threonine kinase 25b
Exons: 10
Biological process (GO): protein phosphorylation
Molecular function (GO): ATP binding; protein kinase activity
Source: RefSeq, a predicted model, not a curated record
GUUGACCAGAACUCCCGGCUGGACCCUGAGGAGUAUUUCACCAAGCAGGAGCGAAUUGGGAAGGGAUCGUUUGGAGAGGUCUACAAAGGCAUCAACAACCGCACAAAGGAGGUGGUGGCAAUUAAAAUUAUUGACCUGGAGGAAGCAGAGGACGAGAUAGAAGACAUCCAGCAGGAGAUCACCGUAUUGAGCCAGUGUGACAGUCCUUUUGUUACCAAGUAUUAUGGAUCAUACCUGAAGGGGACCAAGCUGUGGAUUAUUAUGGAGUAUUUAGGUGGAGGAUCUGCUCUAGAUCUGCUUCGUCCAGGACCUCUCGAAGAGACGUACAUUGCAACGAUACUGAGGGAAAUUCUGAAAGGGCUUGAGUAUCUGCACUCUGAGAGGAAAAUUCACAGAGAUAUCAAAGCUGCCAAUGUGCUCUUGUCAGAGCAGGGUGAUGUAAAGCUUGCAGAUUUUGGAGUGGCAGGACAGUUGACUGAUACCCAAAUCAAGAGAAAUACAUUUGUUGGCACGCCUUUCUGGAUGGCUCCGGAGGUUAUUAAGCAGUCGGCUUACGACUUCAAGGCUGAUAUCUGGUCUCUGGGUAUAACUGCUAUUGAGCUAGCCAAAGGGGAACCACCCAACUCUGAUCUGCACCCCAUGAGAGUUCUGUUCCUCAUCCCCAAAAACCCCCCUCCAACGUUGGAAGGUCCCUACAGCAAACCUUUUAAAGAGUUUGUGGAAGCCUGUUUAAAUAAAGACCCACGUUUUAGGCCAACUGCCAAAGAGCUCCUGAAGCACAAGUUCAUCACACGCUACACCAAGAAGACGGCCUACCUGACGGAGCUGAUCGACCGUUACCGCCGCUGGAAAUCUGAGGGGCACGGGGAGGAAUCCAGCUCGGAUGAUUCAGAUAUAGAUGUUGAUAAUGACGUAGAUCAAUGUCCCAUAUGGACCUUCCCCACAGUCAAACCCUCCACUUUGAGCCAGCUGCAGCAGACCUACACCCCCACAGAUUCAGAGUCAGGAGAUUGUAUGAAACGACAGCCGAAGUCUCAGUGCUUGUCUGCGUUGAUAACACCCAUCUUCAGAGAGUUGAAGGACAAGCGGCAGGCUAACGGUGGAGGAGUUGGAGCCAUUGAGGAGCUGGAGAACGCCUUCAGCCUGGCGGAGGAGUCCUGUCCGGGCAUCUCUGAUCGUCUCGUCACACACAUGAUGGAGAGAGUGUGCAGGUUUACUUUAAACGGUAACACCACUCCAUCUUCACGGUGAACCCCCCCCGACUGGACGUAAUGUGACUGACCGCCCCGUCCCUCCCGGUUUUCUCUUGGAUAAGGACCACCAACUAAACCCACACCCAAACUCCUACACCACUGCCAUCUAUCCCCUCCCGUCCCCCUCCCCCCCAGAGAUCUUUGAAUUAGUUCUGAUUAAAUAUUUUUACAGUUUUUCUUUAAAUCGGAGAGUAUUUAAGACAAAAUGCCAUGACGUUUAGAGCAUUGUGUAUACCUGUUAGUGAGAAAAAACUGCUAUAAUAAAGUCUAU